ACUGGUAAGCUCGCCUCUAUCGUUGUCUCCGAUCGGUAGUCGAGCUUUGGUCCGAUCGGCUUCUGGGCGGGCGCCUUCCGUCGUUGCGAGAUUCUGGUGAGCGGUAACCCCCUUUGGGCGAAGAGGCUUUCGCUCGACGAGGCUUGUCUCCCUGCAGCGGCCGGUCGAAAUUGCGCGUCGCGGAGCCUCGAUAUCGACUUCUUGAGGGCGUCUUGUUGCCGAUCGUUGGUCUUUGCUGCUUCAACUGCGCUUCCACCCGAUCGAUCAAGAAAGGAGUUGCCCUGAAGCUAUUAUUUGGUCUUUUCCUGCUCCCGCUUGCGGAAUUGGUAUCUUGAUUCAGCAACAGGGCGUGGCCUUCAACCGAGUCAUUAGGGAGGAGAUAGAUCAUCUGUAUACAAGUUUAUAAUUUCUGUUGUUCUGGCUCAAUAUCAGACCUGAUUUUAUCUCUUUGGCCUUUAUAACUUUGCGGCUCGUUUUUAGGGCAACAGUUCUGUUGUUUGUGGUUUAUCUUGCUUGAAAUUGGACCAGAGAGAAAACAAGAGUGAAGAAUAAUGGCUGUGUAUUAUAAGUUUAAAAGUGCCAAAGAUUAUGAUUCUAUUCCCAUUGAGGGGCAAUUCAUAUCUGUUGCCAAUUUGAAAGAAAGAAUUUUUGAAAUCAAGCUAUUUGGAAAGGGCACGGAUUUCGACCUCAUGAUCUCUAAUGCACAGAAUAAUGAAGAAUAUGUAGACGAAGGAGCUAUGAUACCCAAAAACACAUCGGUUUUGAUUCGUCGGGUCCCAGGGCGGCCACGGAAGCCUAUUGUUACCGGAAUAGACGAGCCAAAAGUUGUUGAGGAUAAGGUGGAAGAUCUUCCACCAUCGAGCAGCAUGUUGGUUGGUGAUUCAUCUACAACCAAAUAUCCUGAAGAAUAUGAAUGGGAUGAGUUUGGGAAUGAUUUGUAUGCCGUUCCUGAAGUUAAUCCUGCUCAGGCGAGUAAUCCUGUUUUAGAUGUUUCUCCUGCUAACAUGGUCGACGAGGAUAGCAAGAUUAAGGCCCUAAUUGAUACGCCUGCCCUUGACUGGAAUCGUCAAACUCAAGAAGGUUAUGGUUCUGGAAGAGGUUUCGGAAGGGGAAGCGGCAGCAGGAUGAUGGGUGGCCGUGGUUUUGGCCGAGGCAUGCUUGAACGUAAGACACCCCCAGCAGGCUAUGUCUGUCAUAGAUGCAAAGUGCCUGGCCACUUUAUCCAGCACUGCCCUACGAAUGGAGACCCUAAUUAUGACAUCAAAAGGGUGAAACCUCCAACUGGAAUUCCUAAAUCAAUGUUGAUGGCAACUCCUGAUGGCUCCUAUGCGUUGCCAAGUGGUGCAGCUGCUGUUCUGAAGCCAAACGAGGCUGCAUUUGAAAAAGAAAUUGAGGGUUUACCUACCACUCGUCCUGUCAGUGAUCUUCCACCAGAAUUGCGUUGCCCAUUAUGUAAAGAGGUGAUGAAAGAUGCUGUGUUAACUAGCAAGUGUUGUUUCCGGAGUUUCUGUGACAAAUGCAUUAGAGACUACAUAAUUACAAAGCUGAUGUGUAUAUGUGGGGCUACAAAUAUAUUGGCGGAUGACCUUCUUCCAAAUAAAACUCUCAGAGAAACAAUCAGUCGGAUAUUGGAAUCAACGACUAGUAGCACCGAAAAUGCUGGAAGCCUGGUACAGGUCCAAGAUAUGGAAUCAGCUCGUCCUUUACAGCCAAAAGUUCCCUCUCCUACUUAUUCUGUUGCUUCCAAAGAUGAACCUAUGCAGCACACCGUGGAGCAAUCUUCUCAUAUGAAGGAAGGUGAAGUUGCAAGUGAAGUAAAGGCUACAAACAAUGAUAUGAAUUCUUCGGAUAAGAAAGCCAUUAUAAAUACUCCUGCAUCUGAAGACGUGCCUGAAUCUUUGAGUAUGAAGGGACCAAAGUCGUUUGAGAGUGCUCCAGUGCCUGAAGAUGCUCAAGAAAAGCAACUUGCUGGAGAGCAAGGAAAGAAAAAGAAGAAGAAAAAGGCACGUCUCCCUGGCACUGCUGCUGAUAUGCAAUGGAGAUCCUACCAGGAUCUUGGAGCUGAAAAUUAUGGGAUGCCUUUGCCUCCUCCUGGCUACAAUCCACACUGGUCUGGUGGAAUGCCUAUGGGAGUUGAUGGCUACAUGGCUCCUUUCGGCGGCGCAAUGCCGUUUAUGGGUUAUACGCCAGGGCCCUUUGAUAUUCCUUACGGUGGGGGAAUUUUUCCACAAGAUCCAUUUGUGGCGCAAGGUUUUAUGAUGCCAGCAGUUCCAAGGGAUUUAUCGGAGUUGAACAUGGGUAGUAUGGGCAUGAAUCAGAAUCAGGGGCCUUCAGGCAUGAGCAGAGAUGACUUUGGGGCUAGGAAAGCCGCCGAUCUAAGACGCAAGCGUGAGAUGGAGCGACUUCGUGAAAGGGAGAGGGAGCAGUCCAAGGAUAGGGACGCAAGAAGGGAAUCGAGCAGCAUGAAUGAUGCUUCUUCUUCUUCCAUGAGACCAAAGCCUACCGCAAUGUCCCAGUCCGACCGGUCGGACCGCCAUCGGGACCGGUCUGAGAAGACAGCAAGCGUGGACCGCCAUGGACCGCCCCGCGACCCGCCUCGGCACUCGCCACCGCGGCCCCGACAGAGGAAGGCCGCGGACCACGACGAGCCGCUGUCCGACGCUGAGCGGAAGCAUAAGGCCAGCGUCUUCUCCCGCAUCAGCUUCCCGGACCCCGGCGAGGGGGCCAGCAAGAAGAAGAAGCCCUCCUCGUCGGAGCUCCCACCGAGGAACGGACUGAAGGAACCGACGAGCCACAAGACCGGGCCAGAGGGGCACCGCGACGAGCCCAAGGGCGGGAAGAGCUCAUCGACGAGCACGAGGAAGGGAGGCAGCGGGUACGAUCACGAGUCGAGCGAGGAGGAGUACCACUUCAAGCGGAGACCUUCGUCUUCGUCGAGGAGGGAGGCGACGAAGGCGGACCACCGGGAGGAGGUGGCUCCCCGGCCAUCGAAACGUUCCCGGGAGCGCGAGCCUCAUGAACGCGGUGGUAGGGAACGUGCUCACGGCCACGAGCGUCCUGCAAGCAGGCGUAGAUGAGGGAUAGGGCGAGGAAGUUGGUACAAGUUGCCAUAACAGUUGGAUUUUUUUUUGUAUCCUGCAAAUUUAUCUAAUGAGAAUUCAACUAUCAUAACCUCGUUUUUCCUAUUUCA
Musa acuminata subsp. malaccensis (wild Malaysian banana) is the source of this 3190-nucleotide messenger RNA. RefSeq names its product E3 ubiquitin ligase PQT3-like. The record is from RefSeq and is a predicted model, not a curated record. Lineage: Eukaryota; Viridiplantae; Streptophyta; Magnoliopsida; Zingiberales; Musaceae. Gene Ontology annotation, molecular function: zinc ion binding; ubiquitin protein ligase activity; nucleic acid binding. Gene Ontology annotation, cellular component: nucleus. Gene Ontology annotation, biological process: protein ubiquitination; ubiquitin-dependent protein catabolic process.